This is a messenger RNA of Populus nigra (black poplar), 3131 nucleotides long. Its product is annotated as disease resistance protein RPM1-like. The record is from RefSeq and is a predicted model, not a curated record. The coding region runs from base 1 to 2805 and encodes 934 amino acids. Gene Ontology annotation, molecular function: ADP binding. Lineage: Eukaryota; Viridiplantae; Streptophyta; Magnoliopsida; Malpighiales; Salicaceae. The transcript is spliced from 2 exons. Gene Ontology annotation, biological process: defense response to other organism.
AUGGCAGAGUCAGCGGUGAGCCUUGUUGUUGAUAAAUUGCUUCCGUUGCUAACACAAGAAGUGAAACUAUUGAAAGGCGUCCAUGAUGAAUUGGUUGGUGUCAAAGAUGAAUUGGAAGUCAUUCGUGCUUUCCUGAAAGAUGCAGAUUCAAAGGCUGAGAAAGAAGGCAUCGGUGAGGGUGUGAAAGUACUGGUAAACCAAAUAAGAGAAGAAGCUCAUCACAUUGAAGAUGUCAUCGAUGAUUACAUGUUGCAUGUGGCAAGACAUCCUGAUCAUCGACAUGGACUCCUACGUCGUAUUGCUUCUUUGACUAAGACAUUCAGUUCGCGUCAUGAGAUAGCAUCAGAGAUUAAAGACAUCAAAUCAUCACUUCUAGAUAUCAAGAAUAGAAGUCAAACAUUCCACUUCAUUUCUUCAACUGAAGGGGCAUCAAGCAGCAGCAGCAAUGCAGGAAGAGGAUUAAUGCAUCAUCCUCGGUUGAGUUCUCUUUUCUGUGAAGAAGCUGAGCUUGUUGGGAUUGAAUCUCGGAGAGAUGAAUUGAUAAGCUACUUGGUAAGUGGAGUUUCUCAAAGGAAAGUGAUCGCAGUGGUUGGAAUGGGGGGUGUGGGAAAAACCACACUGGCCAGGAAAGUAUACGACAACCACAGGGUGAUAGAGCACUUCCGUUACCAUGCUUGGAUCACCGUGUCUCAAUCAUAUGAUCAGACGGAGCUACUAAGGAGUAUGCUGAAGGGAUUCUAUAAAGCGAAGAAUGAGCCUUUUCCUGAUAAAAUUGUUAAAAUGGAGAAGGAUGAGGAGUUGAUUGAGGAGAUUAGAGAAAAGUUACGACAAGAACGAUAUUUUGUUGUAUUUGAUGAUGUAUGGGAAAUUGGCUUUUGGGGAAACAUGGAGCUCGCAUUGUUAGAUCAUGAUAAUGGCAGUAGAAUAUUGGCUACAACAAGAAAUGAGGCGGCUGCUAGAUUUUGUAGAGGAUCUUCAUCGGUUCAUGUCCAUCGUAUAGAUCCUUUACCUCGAAAAGAGGAAUGGGAACUCUUCUGUAAAAAAGCAUUCAGGUUUCAAUCUCAAGGGCAAUGUCCAAAAGAUCUGGAGGAAUUGUCACACGACAUUGUUAGAAGAUGUGGAGGAUUGCCUCUAGCAAUUGUGGCUGUUAGUGGACUUCUAGCAACCAAAGAGAAGAGCGUUCAAGAAUGGAAAAAAGUUCUCGGUGGCCUUGGUUGUUCUGCAAUGACAAGUGAUCCAUACAUUGAUAAUGUCACUAGCAUUCUAUCUCUCAGCUAUGGUGAUCUGCCGUACCACCUCAAAUCUUGUUUCUUAUAUUUUGGCAUGUUUCCUGAGGAUUUUUCCAUUAAACGUCGAAGAAUAAUUCAAUUAUGGGUGGCUGAUGGUUUUGUACAAGAAAAACCAGACAUGACACCAGAGGAGGUUGGAGAAGAAUACUUCAUUGAACUCAUUCGUCGAAGUUUGGUUCAAGUGGAUGAACUUAGUCUUAAAGGAGUUCCCAAAACAUGUCGUGUUCAUGAUAUGGUCCGCGAAGUCAUUCUUUCCAAGUCAGAGGAACUGAGUCUCUGCCAUGUUUCCAGCAGUUGCUCAACUUUUGAAGGCAUAGCACGACAUCUCUCCAUAAGCAACAGAGGAAGCAACCCUCCAAAGAGAAGCACCAGGUCUCAAACUCGCUCUAUUAUGGUCUUUGACAAAGAAAUGCUGCAGAAGACCAUAGUUCCAGUAAUAUUUGCUAAAUUCAAGCUUUUGACUGCAUUAGAUUUUGAAGACUGUCCUGUAGAUCACCUUCCCAAAGAACUUGGAAAUUUGCUACAUCUAAGGUAUUUGAACUUAAGAAAUACCGAUGUAAAAGAACUUCCAAAAUCAAUAGGAAAGCUCCAUAACCUGGAGUCCUUGGAUUUGAGAUUCUCUUUGGUGGAAGAGCUGCCAGUUGAGAUCAGCGAUUUCCCUAAAUUGAAACAUCUUUUGGCUCAUGGUGGAUACGCUACUGGAUUGAAGAUAAAAGGCAGCUUUAAGCAUUUGGAGUUCUUACAAACAUUGUUUACAAUUAAAGUGGAUGAUGAUGUGAGCUUGCUCAAUGACGGCCUACAAGUGUUGACGAAAACGAGGAAAUUUGGGAUCUGCAAUUUGAAAAGAGAACAAGGAAGGUAUCUAUGCACUGUAUUAGAGAAGAUGACUCACCUGCAGUCGCUACUUGUUUAUUCAGUCAAUCACCAGGUUGAAAUUCUUGAUUUGGAAUCAGAAUUUUCCCCUCCAAUUCAGCUGCAGAGUCUCUGGCUUGGGGGUCAAUUAGAUAGGUUGCCGAAUUGGAUUUCCAAACUGCACAAUCUAUCUAAACUGAUAUUGAGUUAUACAAACUUGAUGGAAGAUUCCGUUGAAGUCCUUCAAGCUCUGCCCAAUCUAAAAUCUCUUGUACUCUUUUGGGCAUACAAUGGAGAGAGGAUGCAUUUUGAAGGAGGAGGGUUCCAGAAACUCAAGUAUUUGUAUCUUGCAGGUCUGGAUUAUUUGAAUGAAAUGUCAAUAGACGAAGGAGCAUUGCCACUUCUUGAAAGGCUAGAAAUAGGACCUUGCCCAAUGCUGGAGGAGGUGCCCUCUGGACUUCAAAAUUUGAAAUGUCUCGAGGUUUUGUCGUUAGCAUGGAUGACAAAUGAGUUCAAUCAAAGAUGGUCACAGCAAGAAUCCAAGAUAUCUAGGCAUGUACGGAUUCAUGGAUCUGAUGGUACUUAUGAUCCCGAUGAUAAAGCAUCAAUUAGAGCGUGGGUGGAUCGAAAGUUUGGAGCAAGUAAGAAGCACAGGUUUGGAUGAAGAAUCAGAAUUACCCAACAUUUACGAGGUCACAGGAUGUUUUUGCUUGGGAUCUGUACAUGUUGCACGGACUCCAGGCAAUCAAUCAACCUCGGAGCAAUGGAGGGUCAGCCCUUCUAAGAAAGUUGGCGAGAAGAUUUGGUCAGCAUCAGUCGGAAGGAAAGCGGUCGACGUGUCUGUUUAAUGUUUCUGGAGAGACUAUAGCACCUCUUCAGCAAAACUGGUUUCGAGUCUGUGAAUAACUGUGGCGUGUAGAAGUUAUGAAAUAUCUGGGUGUGCAUGUAUUAUUACCGACCCUUAAAUAAAUGAUUGCGAUGAUGGUGUAA